CUUUUUCUUAUUAUCCUUCUGCGAAGGAAAUAUCGUCCUGCCUGGCAUUGAUAGCCAACAGUGUUGUCUGGAACAACCAUAUCAUUAAAAGACAUCAUGCCUACAAAGUCUUCGUAUAACGGCAAAGAGUAUGUUUCCAUUCAAGCGGCCAUCGCCAUCAUUGCAGAGAUUGGGUCACUUCGUAUUUCUAGCGAUGCCUUGAACUCUAUCAAUCAAUUCUUGGACGAAUAUUUGGUCAUGCUCCUCGAAAACGCUGCUUGUUUGGACUUAGCCCAGUUAAAGGCUGCCGUAUCUCAUACGCUCUCUUAUACACCUCUCGGGAAAAACGCUAUUGUCGAAGCCGAAUUGGAACUCAAGUCUUACCUUGCAUCUGCUGAAACCGACACCGAGCUACAGUUAUAUGAAAAGGUGCGAUCCAUCAGGUUUGGGCCUGCUCUACCGUUUGAUACCGUUGUGCAACAAGUCAGGAGUAGAUCUAGUGAAUAUGGUGCAUUGAUUUCCAAGCAAUCCAAGGUUAUACCAACACAGCCAAAUAAGUCGACUGUCGUUUCCUCCAUUGUAGCCAUGUACCUUACCGCAAUUAUCGAACAUAUUGCUGAGUAUGUAUUAUUGGGAACGGCUAGAAUUUGCGAAGCAGAGGAUUUGGAGCAUGUUCGUAUCAAGGAAGUCUAUGCUUCUUUGUUAGAGGAUUCACAAGUAGGAUCUGCUUUUAUGAGGAUGGAGGUCAAGGCUCGUUUAGAGAAGAGGCUCUAUCCCGAAGGCAAUGUCAACGGACGGGUCAGCUCGCCAACCCCAGGAAUACCAUCGAAAUUUUCAGUGCCGAUGUCCCCUACGUCCACGUUGAACAGCGAAAUUUCUGGUAUGGAAGAAUAUCAAAGUGACUUCGAUAGAGAGAUCGACUAUGACGCAGAUCAAAGCAGUAUACGAUCAGAUCCAAGUUUGACUCGACCCGACUCCACACAAUUUCCCCAACGACCACCUUCCAGUGCAUCUCAAACAAACAGAGUAGCUCCUACUCCAAGUAAAAGCUCCACAUAUAAACCAGUGUCUAUCUUGAAUCAGUCUUUUGCAAAUGGUAGCGCUGGCUCGCUUUCAUCAACUCCAAAAGCGCGAACUGGCUUCCGCUUGUUUGGUAAGAAGAAGAAGACCCAAUCCAAGGACAUUGAAAAAGACAUGAUUGGUCGUGCUUCAUCGCCGUCGCCCACUAUCGAUGAUGAUGACACCAAAACAAUGGACUUUGAGUCUCUCAUGUUGUCUGGAGGUACAAUGAAGGUGACCUUAACACCUAAUAGAUUAAAGUCCAUUGAAGUAGAAAAAGAUAAGGAGCAACAAGAUGAUGCUCAAAAUGCCUGGCGCCGAAAGAAACCCGACAUUGAGAUCAUUCCGCCUCCCAAGUCUGAUAUGCUGAAACGCGUUGCUCUUCAAAACAUGGCUCAAAAUGCUAUUAAAGACGAAAGCCUGCCAAGCCUACCCAACAGUCGAUCACCAGUUUCGAAAGAAAAUCGUCCUCCUGUUCCUCCUCCUAGAAAACAGACACGCUGGGCCGAUCCACCAUCUGUACCUCCUAUUCCAUCCAAUAUGCGAAAUAAUAUGAUUACUGCACAAAAUGGUCAACCUCAGCCUCCAUCCACUAUCAACUCACCCGCGUCUCCCACCUUUUCCACACGAUCCGUACGAACAAUGAAUUCAAUCACAUCCCUGCCUUCUGAGAGUGACGGUGAUGAACCAAAUCGGAGGGAUUCUUUGAUGUCACAGAGCAGCACGUUGAGCUCUUUGAUAAAAUCAGCUCCUGCACCUCCUGCAAACAGCACCAUGCCAAAGAUGUCUUUGGAAUUGAUUCGAAAUGGUACACAAAAGACGGCGGCAGUAGGUAAUGCCAAAACCGAAACUGUAAUCCGAUCGGAACCAGAAAGGCCGUCCUCUCCUAGCCACAACUUUACUACUAACGAAACCAAGGUAGCACGACCAUCUAUUAUUAUUGCACCACGAUCUCCCAAUCUUGUCAAGAAAUCUCGUAAUAGAAUGUCAAUGGUCGUUACAGCAGCCGGCGGCGACGAGGAGACAGAUUCUGUUGCAUCCGAGACCGUCGACAGUGAUGAUGAUGACGAUGUUGGUAAAGAACAACCUGUCAGCGCCUUCAAAGCUACUGCUCAUCGCACCAUUGUAAGCUCCAUGUCAAUGGAUCAAGUACCCUCCAAGAACAGUAAUCGUCCUUCCGCAGUCGCAGCGAAAAGAGUAUCGUCGCUAAACCAACAACCUCCAAGGAACGAACAUGUACAAUUGUCCACUGCCGAUCUCGUCUUACUGCACAACAAGAUGACUACCGUAAACAGCGUAGAAGAUGCAGCAAAUCUGUUGCAAAUGUUCUUAAAAGUUCAAGGUGUGUCUUUCCCAUCUGUUCCAAAGCCUACAUCAAUACUGCCUGCUGGGCAGGCAAAGCCCAAUGAUGGCCGGGAGAUGACCACUUCUACCAAUGACCAUGCUGUACAAACCGAUCCUUGGCAGCCAGUCUGUGAACAUCAUCAUAGACUGUCCAGAAAACGAGAGGAAGCCAUCGAGUCACUUUUAAUCAGCAACCCAGAAGACUAUAUUCAAGCUAGAAUCGCGCCGAUAGUGACCGUCACGGAUUGUGACGAAUUGGAUGCUGUUGAAAGAACUCUGGACUUGAGCGAGCUUAAUGGAGAUAGCAGCGAUGAAUACUCUGACAUUGAUGAUGUGAUUCCCAUGUCUCGAUUCGCCUAUCCUCCUACUUAUCAAAAAGAUGACUACACGUCAGCAAAACCACAGGUGUUCGAAAGUGAAGAUGAAGAGUGGUUUCUCGACGACUCUGAUAACGAAUUCGAACCUGAUCAAUUGCUACUUGAGAGCACAAAAGACUUGAACUCACUGGAAAUCGACCUGGUUGCUGAAUGGUUACUUGGAUAAAUACAGCAGCAAAUAUUAACCUCAUUACAACUUUUAACUUAUGUAGCAUUUAUUCUUUAUUCUUUUGUUUCUUUUUCUCUCUGUACAUUCAAUGUAUUUAUCGUCAGCAGCAAUGCUGAAGAUUUGGAAUUACGCCUGAAGCUGUUAGUUAUAAUACAAAGGUGUGUCCAUCGGUGACGCUAUAAACGUC
This is a messenger RNA of Umbelopsis ramanniana AG, 3115 nucleotides long. RefSeq lists its product as uncharacterized. Bases 97 to 2925 code for a protein of 942 amino acids. Lineage: Eukaryota; Fungi; Mucoromycota; Umbelopsidomycetes; Umbelopsidales; Umbelopsidaceae. Gene Ontology annotation, molecular function: protein heterodimerization activity. The transcript has 3 exons. The record is from RefSeq and is a predicted model, not a curated record.